AACUGUGUAGCUGCACAGACUGCGAAGAAAAGUCGCGACACUCCACUUUCUUUCAUACAUCUGUCGUGUUUGACUUGGAAGUAAGUUCGAGUUUGAGACGCCGGGUGGAGUAUCGGAGAGUUCGGCUGUGAAGCAAUCCAGAGCUGCUGUAACUCUUCUCUACCUGCAUCUGCCACCUGGAACUUCCUGUCUGCUGCGACGUGGUGAUAAGGAGUGAAACGUUCUCUGUGUUUCAGCUUUACGCUUGGGACUCAUACUCAGUAACUCCGGUAGUUGUUCGUUUGCAAGUGCGAACUGUUCCGACUCACUGGCGUGGUAGUCGUACUUGUAUUCUGUGUGCUUCGUUGUAGCAAACACAAAGGAGAGCUUGUACCGGCAUCGGAAUGUCUAGCGGGCGCUACGCACCUCUUGCGACGAGCUCAAACGACAGUGUCGAUCACCAGUAUCGAGAGGAUGCCUUCGCGUCUCGGGGAUUUGGUGCUGACCCGGCGAGUAGGCAGAUGAGCUGGGGCCAUGCACAGCACCUUCAUCAUCAGCAUCAGAGAGAACUUGGUCUGGUGGAGAAAGGCAAGCGCCAGUACUGGACGGGCAAACAGUACAUGCGUGAGAAGAUGGGCAAAGAGCAGGACGAACAUCAGAUGGCGGAUGAUGCGGAGCUAGACUCUCAGAUGGAGCGUACCAGGCACAUUCAGAAGCAGUGCUAUGCCUUGUGCAGAGCACUCUUGCAAUAUCAAGAAGUUGUACAGCAACUAACCAGUCGCCAGGUAGCGCUGAGCGCACUGCUGCGGGCGUAUGCCGAAAGCGAAGCGGAUGGCCCUUGCUCGGAGAUGAUGAGUCGCCUGGGCACGGUGAUGCAGGAUGAAGCGGUACAGUGGCUCGAACUCGAUGUGCCACUGACCCGCUUCUUCUCGGAGGUAGAGACAUUCCGCGGCCGAGCCUUGGUCGACACACUGAUCAACGUCAAUCAGGUGACUCAAGAGAGACGCAAGUUCCGUGGAGCUUUGCUGUGGAUGGCGGAUGCAUCUCGGAACCUGGAUCCGGACACACGCAAACACCUGACCAAGUUCCGACAAGCACAACAAAUGGCAAGAGAGUCGCGACAGGAAUUUGAAAACAAGAAGGGCACGGUGUGCGAGAAGGUCGACUUGUUAGCGGCCAGCUUCUGCAAUCUCCUCUCGCAUGCCAUGACGCCGUACCAGAAAGCACUAGGAAGGCAGUGGAGUAGCAGUGCCGCUCAGUAUUGCAAGCUACUGGAGUGGUCUCGAGAAACGCUACGGCACCAGUACCGCCUGCAGCGCGACGUGCUCCGGGACCAAGAAAGGCUCAAGGUUGUGCCAGGUGAUCUGCUGGGCUCAACCGGUGCUUCCAGUGAGGCGGACACGGCUACGUCUGGAAAUCCAACGAGUGAGUCAUGGAGUGAAGGGCGAAUGCUCACUGUCCUUGGGGAAGCUUCACCAGCUGCUGUGCAACCGAAGACCAUUGAAGAAGCCAAAGAGGCUCUGGAAGAAGAUGAGAAUGACCUUGAAGGCAAGAGCAAUACUGCACGCCAAGGCAUACCAGCGACUUCUGCUCAAAGUAGUGCUUCUACUGGUGAUGCUAUGGCCAGUGAAUCAGUAGCCAGUAGAGAUCAGGACAGCACUGGGGGGACUGAUCCUAAAGCAACGACUUCCGUUGAUACUAAACAGUAUCCUGAUUACAGUUGGCUUGAGCUGAUGACAGAAGGCUCAGCCGCCUCUGCAAUGGCAGAUUUUUCCACGGACAUGCAGUCGCAAGUCCAGAAGACUCUACUUGAUCUAGCAAGGACAUCAACUAGUGCUGAGCACACGGCGCAUGCAACUGCAGAAGCACACGGUGAAAGCAGUGCAGCUGGUGUUGAUCUCUUGGCAUACGAAAUGUCAGGUGCCGACCAGAGUCUACAUGGUACCAGUGGAAUGCGCCAGUUGACCAAUGAUGAGGCACAGCUUGACAAGGUGGUUCCGAUCAGUAGUGUGCUCAGGCAUCGGCAAGAGAUGGACAUGCAGGCUGAAACCCGCUUGGAAAAGGAGCUUGCACAAAUGGUCGAUGACUUCAGCUCCCUGUCGGCACCACCAGGGGCAGCGGCGUCGCAGCCGGUGGCAGGCCUGCAGUCCUUGCCAAGCGACCUGUUUUCGUCUCUAGCUCCCGGUGGCUCGGCCGCGGGCACGCUGCCCAGUGACCUGUUGGAUGUUGGCGGUGAUGUCACAUCGAUGAUGAAUGUAUUCAACAUUGUCCCAAGCAUGGCCGCACCACAACCACCACUUGCAGCAACUUCAGCAUCAUCAACAGCCAGUCAACUGGCUGGACUAUCUGCGUCGGCACAAUCAGGAGUUGCACCUGGCAGCCAUCCAACAUCGGAAACACAAGGAAAGGGCUCACAUGCAGCAAGUGGAGGUGCAAGCAACACAGCAGCACCAGGACAGCACAAUAGCGGGGGUCGCGCAACCUCACAAACUGGAGCUACCCGUCAGAAAUGGUUUGACCUUUUUUCGGAACUUGAUCCUCUUGCGAAUCCUGAUGACCUCCACCUUGGCGAUGAUGCUGCUGAUGGGCAAGCAGCAGAUGACAACACGACCAAAAAAUUGGCACUCUGAUGAAACUAGAUUUCUUCAGUUUCUUCCUUUCUCCAGAGGUCUUCUGCGUCUGAUUUUGCAGAUGACACGUUGAGUUGAAAUGUACAUUCAGUUUGUUUCUUCAUCUUUUUUUUCCCUGUAACUAGCCAUUCUGGUCAUACGUGUACAGUCCUUUAUUCAGACUGAAUGUUCACCGUGCCAGGCAACUCUCUCCUGCUGGUCAUUGCAUGAUCCCAGCCAUCAGCCCUAAGUGUUUGCCAGCUAAGUUGGUACCCGCUGACAGUGUGCCGCGAUUUGUCUUUCUACGACGAGCUUUUGUCCUGAACUAUUUUCAUCUCAGUGGGUUGACUUGAUUGUAAACCCUAAGAAAGUUUGGUAUUUUUUUGAUCCGCUGUUGCUUGUACUAAUGCUGCCGUGCAGAGCCGAGGUACUGAUGUUUCCUUACUGGAGAUGCCAAACAUAGCCAGAGUGACCAUGCGAUCCGAAACUCUGCAGCUGCUUACUUGCACUGUAGAUGCAUGCGCAUACAUUGUAUGAGCUGUUUGUGCGUAAGGCCUUCAUAAAUUUAACUAGUAUAAUUAUUGAGUCACACGACACAAUGUGAAGGGUCGAUAUGCAGGAUUAAAGCCGGAAAGAGUUAUGAACUCCA
Messenger RNA from Sycon ciliatum, 3237 nucleotides. RefSeq lists its product as uncharacterized. The coding region runs from base 384 to 2609 and encodes 741 amino acids. NCBI's taxonomy places the organism in Eukaryota, Metazoa, Porifera, Calcarea, Leucosolenida, Sycettidae. Gene Ontology annotation, molecular function: protein domain specific binding. The transcript has a single exon. Gene Ontology annotation, cellular component: Golgi apparatus. Gene Ontology annotation, biological process: regulation of transport. The record is from RefSeq and is a predicted model, not a curated record.